AUAAAACCAGCAGAAGAAGCUAAUUCUUCAGGCGGAAGUUGUUUUGAUUGCGGAAGUGUACAGAUGCUGUAGACGGAGCCUAAUUUAAUAGCAUUUUUCAUGUAGCUGUAUGUAGGCCUCUGAGGGUUUCAGUUGAGGAUCACAGCUCCAUCAGGUCGAGCUGUCGUGAUGGCUGACCACACUGACGUCAGCCUGCUACCGGAGGAGCGAGUCCGGGCUCUGACCAAGAAGGGAAGCUCAGUGGAAGUUAAUGAAGAUGUGCCCCCGCGCCGCUACUUCCGCUCUGGCAUGGAGAUGAUCCGCAUGGCUCAUGUCUACACGGAGGAGGGCAACAUCGAGCACGCCUUCGUCCUUUACAAUAAAUAUAUCACGCUCUUUAUAGAAAAACUUCCCAAACAUCGGGAUUACAAGACAGCUAACAUUCCUGAGAAGAAGGACACACUAAAGAAACUGAAGGAAAUAGCAUUUCCUCAAGCAGAGAUUCUGAAAAAAGCACUUUUGAAGAGAUUUGAUCAAGAGUAUGCACAGUAUCUUGCCAAAAAGAAAGCGGAGGAGGAUGCCUUGGCGCGGGAGCAGUCCAAGCAGCGAGCGCUGGACGCGGAGCGGGAGCGCGUGGCCGAGAUGCAGCGGCGGCAGCGGGAGCAGGAACAGUUCAGUGCCUUUGAGGAGAUGAUCCGCCGCCAGGAGCUGGAAAAGGAACGCCAGCGCGUACUCCUGGAGUUCGCCACACCUGCCAAGCCUUCUGCUGACACGCCCCUCCUUCCAGGUAUCCAGGGCCCCUCGCCGGUCCCCCCCACCGCCCCACAGAGCCCAGGGGACCUAUCAGGCAGCAACAACCACCGACACAAUUGCCCUCCUGCAACCAUCGGCGCACCUGCAACCAGCCUGCCCACCUUCGACCGGUCGCUCAAGCCCGGGUCUCUGGUCAGCCCAGGGAACAACAACACAAUGGUGGAUGCCCUUCGGCAGCUGGCUGUUCCUGCUGAGCUGUGCCGGAGCUUUCUGAGGUUGGCCGAGGCCAACACAAGCCGAGCUGUAGAAACUUGUGGCAUCCUGUGUGGCAAACUGACCAGAAAUGCGUUUACUGUGACUCACGUCAUCGUACCAAAGCAGUGUGGUGGACCGGACUAUUGUGACACAGAAAAUGAGGAGGAACUCUUCCUCAUACAGGACCAGUAUGAUCUUAUCACCCUCGGCUGGAUACACACUCACCCCACACAGACGGCCUUUCUGUCCAGCGUUGACCUCCACACACACUGCUCCUACCAGAUGAUGCUGCCAGAGGCCAUCGCUAUCGUCUGCUCGCCUAAGUUCAACGAAAUCGGCUACUUCAGGUUGACUGAUCGAGGAACAGAGGAGAUCUCCACAUGUAAGCAGAAGGGCUUUCACCCUCACAGCAAAGAGCCGCCUCUAUUUACACACGCGGGACAUGUCACCAUCACCAACGACACGGUCUCCGUGAUGGAUUUGCGAUGAUUUUCUUUGGAAUCUUUUCAUCUUUUUUCACAAGAACACUCAUAGACUGUUUUAUCAGACUGCAGACAUUGUACUGGAGAAAACACUCAUUUUAUUUUCAGGACGGUACUGCGCAAAAUGCAGGCCACAAGUUUACCAUUCACAUGGACUUCAGUUGUUCUCAAAGGGAACAACAUUGUGAACUUUUUUUUUUUUUUUUUUUUCUUUAAUUCAAAUUCCACAUAUUAUUGCACUUUCCAAGCAAACAACAACUUCUAUCUGCUUAAUGGACUGGCAAACCUCUGACUCUCCAACCCCUCUGUUUUUGUCAGUAUGUGCUUUACUUCCUUUCUUUUGUUUCAGCCAUUAAUAAAAAUGUAUGUAUCUAUGUCAGUGACA
Messenger RNA from Micropterus salmoides (largemouth bass), 1854 nucleotides. RefSeq names its product STAM-binding protein-like A. The transcript is spliced from 10 exons. The coding region runs from base 169 to 1476 and encodes 435 amino acids. The record is from RefSeq and is a predicted model, not a curated record. Gene Ontology annotation, biological process: protein K63-linked deubiquitination. Lineage: Eukaryota; Metazoa; Chordata; Actinopteri; Centrarchiformes; Centrarchidae. Gene Ontology annotation, molecular function: K63-linked deubiquitinase activity; metal-dependent deubiquitinase activity; protein binding. Gene Ontology annotation, cellular component: endosome; cleavage furrow.